CUCUAGGACAAUGGGAAUAUCAUCAUUUACUAGAAGCACUUGAAGUUUCCAGAACCCAUGGUGACAGAAGGACAAGACAGCAGGGGAUUUUCAGUGUCAUGUUCCUGAAUACUGGGCAGAAGACCUACAAAUAAGAUCAGCCUUGAGCAGAAUUUGACAGAAGAUGUUACAACGGUUUUACCUCUGGAAAUGCUUAGCUUCGGGGAUCAUCCUGGGAGUGCUCUCUGCAGUCUGCUUCGGCCAGUACGAUGAUGACUGGCAAUAUGAGGAUUGCAAACUAGCUAGGGGAGGACCGCCAGCCACCAUAGUUGCCAUUGAUGAAGAAAGCCGGAAUGGUACGAUUCUGGUGGAUAACAUGCUGAUCAAAGGGACUGCGGGAGGACCAGACCCCACCAUCGAACUUUCCUUAAAGGACAACGUGGAUUACUGGGUGUUGCUGGACCCCGUCAAGCAAAUGCUCUUCCUGAACAGCACAGGCAGAGUUCUGGAUAGAGACCCCCCGAUGAACAUACACUCGAUCGUGGUGCAGGUGCAGUGCGUCAACAAGAAGGUGGGCACCGUCAUCUACCAUGAGGUUCGCAUCGUGGUGAGGGACCGCAACGACAACUCUCCCACGUUCAAGCACGACAGCUACUACGCCGCGGUGAAUGAGCUCACUCCGGUCGGCACCACAAUAUUUACAGGGUUUUCAGGAGACAACGGAGCUACAGACAUAGAUGAUGGACCAAAUGGGCAGAUAGAAUACGUCAUCCAGUACAAUCCGGAGGACCCGACAUCCAAUGACACCUUUGAAAUCCCCCUCAUGUUGACUGGGAAUGUGGUGUUAAGGAAGAGGCUCAACUAUGAAGACAAGACUCGGUACUUUGUCAUCAUCCAAGCUAAUGACCGGGCACAAAAUCUAAAUGAGCGGCGAACCACCACCACCACCCUCACGGUGGAUAUUCUGGAUGGAGAUGACUUGGGUCCGAUGUUUCUUCCUUGUGUCCUUGUGCCGAACACUCGUGACUGUCGCCCGCUCACCUACCAAGCUGCCAUACCUGAGCUCAGAACUCCGGAAGAACUGAACCCCAUCGUGGUUACCCCGCCCAUCCAAGCUGUUGACCAGGACCGGAACAUUCAGCCGCCAGCAGAUAGACCAGGCAUCCUCUACUCUAUCCUUGUUGGGACUCCGGAGGAUUACCCACGAUUUUUCCAUAUGCAUCCUAGGACGGCAGAACUUAGCCUCCUGGAGCCCGUAAACAGAGAUUUUCACCAGAAAUUUGAUUUGGUUAUUAAGGCUGAACAAGACAAUGGUCACCCUCUGCCAGCCUUUGCCAGUCUACAUAUUGAAAUACUGGAUGAAAACAACCAGAGUCCCUACUUCACGAUGCCCAGUUAUCAAGGCUACAUUCUGGAAUCUGCCCCAGUGGGAGCCACUAUCUCUGACAGUCUGAAUUUGACCACCCCUCUUAGAAUUGUGGCUCUGGACAAGGACAUAGAGGAUACGAAAGACCCAGAGCUUCACCUUUUUCUCAACGAUUACACCUCAGUCUUCACCGUCACACAGACCGGUAUCACUCGCUACCUCACCCUACUUCAACCAGUGGACCGAGAAGAGCAGCAAACUUACACUUUUUCGAUAACAGCAUUUGAUGGUGUGCAAGAAAGCGAGCCAGUUAUUGUCAAUAUCCGGGUGAUGGAUGCAAAUGAUAACACUCCAACCUUCCCUGAAAUAUCCUAUGAUGUCUAUGUUUAUACAGACAUGAGCCCCGGGGACAGCGUCAUACAGCUCACCGCGGUGGAUGCAGAUGAAGGGUCCAACGGGGAGAUUACCUACGAAAUCCUAGUUGGGGCUCAGGGAGACUUCACCAUCAACCGAACCACGGGGCUCAUCACCAUCGCUCAGGGGGUGGCGCUGACAGUGGGGCGCACCUAUGCGCUCACAGUCCAGGCUGCAGACAACGCGCCUCCUGCAGAGAGAAGGCACUCCAUCUGCACCGUGUACAUUGAAGUGCUUCCUCCAAAUAAUCAGAGCCCUCCCCGCUUCCCACAGUUGAUGUACAGCCUUGAAAUCAGUGAAGCCAUGAGGAUUGGUGCUGUUUUAUUAAAUCUCCAGGCAACUGAUCGAGAGGGAGACCCAAUAACAUAUGCCAUUGAGAAUGGAGAUCCCCAGCGAGUUUUUAAUCUUUCAGAAACUACUGGGAUUCUAACCUUAGGGAAAGCCCUGGACAGGGAGAGCACGGAUCGCUACAUUCUGAUCGUCACUGCUUCCGAUGGCAGGCCGGAUGGGACCUCAACUGCCACGGUAAAUGUGUUAGUGACAGAUGUCAAUGACAACGCCCCAGUGUUCGAUCCCUAUCUGCCUCGAAAUCUGUCCGUGGUCGAAGAAGAAGCCAAUGCGUUUGUGGGUCAAGUAAGGGCAACAGACCCUGACGCGGGAAUAAAUGGCCAGGUGCACUACAGUCUGGGCAACUUCAAUAAUCUCUUUCGCAUCACAUCUAACGGGAGUAUUUACACAGCAGUGAAGCUUAACCGAGAGGUCAGGGACUACUACGAACUUGUCGUUGUGGCAACCGAUGGGGCGGUUCACCCACGUCACUCAACCCUGACGCUGGCCAUCAAAGUGUUGGAUAUUGAUGAUAACAGUCCCGUGUUCACUAACUCAACAUAUACUGUCAUCGUAGAAGAGAACCUGCCAGCCGGGACCACCUUCCUUCAGAUAGAGGCCAAAGAUGUUGACCUCGGAGCAAAUGUGUCUUAUCGGAUCAGAAGCCCAGAAGUCAAGCACUUUUUUGCACUACAUCCAUUUACAGGAGAACUCUCCCUCUUAAGGAGUUUGGACUAUGAGUCAUUUCCAGACCAGGAAGCAAGCAUCACUUUUCUCGUGGAGGCCUUCGAUAUUUAUGGAACGAUGCCACCGGGCAUUGCUACUGUCACAGUGAUAGUGAAGGAUAUGAAUGAUUAUCCUCCAGUAUUUAGUAAACGAAUCUACAAAGGGAUGGUGGCUCCGGAUGCUGUCAAGGGCACACCUAUCACCACGGUUUAUGCUGAAGACGCAGACCCUCCUGGAUUACCUGCAAGUCGUGUGAGGUACAGAGUAGAUGAUGUCCAGUUUCCUUAUCCUGCUAGUAUUUUUGACGUAGAAGAAGAUUCUGGAAGAGUAAUAACUCGAGUCAAUCUUAAUGAAGAACCUACGACAAUUUUUAAGUUGGUGGUCGUCGCUUUUGAUGAUGGUGAGCCUGUGAUGUCCAGCAGUGCCACGGUGAAGAUUCUGGUCUUACAUCCUGGAGAAAUCCCACGCUUCACACAAGAGGAAUAUAGACCCCCUCCGGUGAGCGAACUUGCUGCCAGAGGCACAACAGUUGGUGUCAUUUCUGCAGCGGCCGUCAACCAGAGUAUCGUGUACUCCAUUGUCUCAGGAAACGAAGACGGUCUGUUUGGAAUCCACAACAUCACGGGUGUUAUCUAUGUCAAUGCCCCUCUGGAUUACGAGACAAGAACGAGCUAUGUGCUUCGCGUCCAGGCUGAUUCCCUGGAAGUGGUCCUCGCCAAUCUCCGAGUUCCUUCGAAAAGCAAUACGGCUAAAGUGUAUAUUGAAAUUCAGGAUGAAAAUGAUCAUCCCCCAGUGUUUCAGAAAAAAUUCUACAUUGGAGGUGUGUCUGAAGAUGCAAGAAUGUUUACUUCUGUGCUCAGAGUUAAGGCUACUGACAAAGAUACUGGCAAUUAUAGCGCCAUGGCAUACCGACUCAUCAUUCCACCAAUUAAAGAGGGAAAAGAAGGAUUUGUGGUAGAAACAUAUACCGGGCUCAUCAAAACCGCUAUGCUUUUCCACAACAUGAGAAGGUCCUACUUCAAAUUCCAAGUCAUCGCGACUGACAACUAUGGGCAGGGGCUAAGUGGCAAGGCAGAUGUGCUGGUCUCUGUGGUCAACCAGCUGGACAUGCAGGUGAUCGUUUCGAACGUGCCCCCGACUCUGGUGGAGAAAAAGAUAGAAGACCUUACAGAGAUUUUGGAUCGGUAUGUUCAGGAGCAAAUUCCUGGUGCCAAAGUGGUGGUGGAGUCCAUCGGUGCUCGCAGGCAUGGGGAUGCCUUUUCGCUAGAAGAUUACACCAAAUGUGACCUGACUGUCUAUGCAAUCGACCCCCAAACCAACAGAGCCAUCGACAGAAAUGAGCUUUUUAAAUUUUUGGAUGGCAAACUGCUUGAUAUCAAUAAAGACUUUCAGCCGUAUUACGGCGAAGGAGGACGUAUUCUGGAGAUCCGGACCCCGGAGGCAGUGACCAGCAUUAAAAAGCGAGGAGAGAGCCUAGGCUAUACAGAGGGGGCCCUGCUUGCACUCGCCUUCAUCAUCAUCCUCUGCUGUAUCCCUGCCAUCUUGGUAGUUCUGGUCAGCUACAGACAGUUUAAAGUACGCCAAGCCGAGUGCACCAAGACAGCGCGAAUCCAGUCGGCAUUACCCGCAGCCAAGCCUGCUGCACCUGCGCCCGCACCUGUGGCCGCGCCCCCGCCGCCCCCGCCGCCCCCCGGGGCGCACCUGUAUGAGGAGCUGGGAGACAGCACCAUGAGAGGGUAUGCAUCAGAGCAACAGCAACUGCUGAGGCCUUCUCUUCUUAAACCAGAGGAGUUAUCCAUGGAGUCUGGAAUUGAUCCUGGCCAGGAAUUUGGACAAGAUUAUUACAGUUAUGAGCAUGGGUAUGAGAUGCCUCAGUAUGGAAGCCGUCGCCGUCUCUUACCGCCAGCUGGACCAGAGGAGUAUGGUGAGGUGGUUGGUGAAGCCGAGGAAGAAUAUGAGGAGGAAGAGUGGGCCAGGAGACGGAUGAUCAAGCUGGUCGUGGACCGCGAGUAUGAGGCCAGCUCCACUGGAGAAGACAGCGCCCCAGAGUGUCAGAGGAACCGUGUGCACCCUCGCGGCCCGCACAGCAACAUCAAUGGCAAUAUCUAUAUCGCACAGAACGGUUCCGUGCUGCGAACCCGCCGGGCCUGCCUCGCUGAUACCUUAAAAGCCACUUCCCCCGUGCGCCUGGGGAGGCACUUUAAGAAACUCGACAAGUUGGCAGUGACACAGGAGGAGAAUGUCCCCCUGAACACGUUGUCCAAGGGCCCGUUUUCCACCGAGAAGAUGAACACAAGGCCCACUCUUGUCACGUUCGCCCCUUGCCCCGUGGGGACCGACAGCUCAGCAGGGAGGCCGCUGGGCCCCAGGCUGAAAAGCACAGUUGAACAGGAGGCCGACAGUAAGAACGUCAGGGACCCUCUGGAAGUCCACAGCGACCACACGCACUCAGACGACGAGGAGCUCUGGAUGGGCCCCUGGAACAGCCUGCAUAUACCAAUGACAAAACUGUGACUGGGGUUUUCUAAGAAGUUGCUUUGAUUUUUACUUCAGUUUUUAAUGAACUGUGCUUUUUAUUGUCGCUGACAAAAUGACCUAUGGGAUUUAUAUCAUGCACACAAGCGAAAACUUUGGAAAAUAUGCUUUAAACUUUAAAAAAAAAAAAAAAAGACAAAUUUGCACUCACUCACAUUUGUAUCGGUGAAUUGUUCUUCCGGGAAAAUCUUUUUUGGACAGACUCUCGAUUCACUAAAUAACAUCUGACUUAAAUGCAUCACUUAGCUGUUUUGUUGGGUCUUGAAUUUUUUUUUCAUUAUAAUAAACAAGAAAUAAUUUACUAAGUCAUCAUUUAUAUUCUGUUGAUUAACACAGAUGACUCUUCAUCUCCACCUUCACAGAACUUUUUUUGGUACAUGCGAAUUUUCUUUUCAUUAAAAAAUGGGAAAAAAAUUUAUAUUAGAGGAUUUUACAGGUAAUGGGUUUAUACAGCUGCUGUCUACACCAUACUGAUUUUUUAAAAGAAUAAUAGAAUUACAAAGUGAUAGCAAAUGUGGGAAUCUUCCGUAAAUUAUUAGGAAUCAUGAACCUCUUUUCCUUAUUGUCCGAUAUAAAGUUUUUCAAAAUUUUACAUACGUAUCUGUUGACCUUUUAAGGAACGCUCGAGGUCCUAUCUCUUUUAUAAAUAUCAUCCGCGGUUUUCCCUCACUCCCAACCCCUUUGCACACACACUUUAUGAACACUGUAUCCACACCAAACAUAGUAUAAUUGAGUUUCGCCAUCUGAAAUGAAAUAAUGAUUUGGAAUUCUCCAAAUAAAUUCUCCACAGAAAUCUCCCCCUCAUCAAAAGUUUACUGAGGUGGAAAAAGAUCAAAUAGGAAGAAUGCAUCUAGAACUGCAAUUUCAAUAUGGAAGACGUAGUAAGAUCAGAGAAGUCUCACAUUAAUGUCAUUGGACAUGAACAUUUCAUAAAGGAAUUUGGCAGGGUCAAGAACUUAGGUAACAUGUAAAAUGCCUAGGAAGGGUAUAAAUCUAUAGCUUCAAGUCUAUUAUGGUAUUUCACUUCUCCAGCUCCAGUUUCUUUAUAGACUAUUUUAAGAAUGGUAAUAUCUAUGUGCAUAAAGUGCAGAACCAGAUAAAGAAAAAAAUGCCCAGGUAAUCAUUAUCAAAGAACACAGUCAAGAUUUCUCACCACUAAACAAAGCACAGCGUUUCACCAUUCACAGAAUUUCACCAUUCACAGAAAUGAAAACCAAGUCUCCUUUCCAAAACAAAAAAAAUCCCAGAAACUUGCCUUGUGUGCUGCAUACUCUCCAGAUGUUAAAAGGAUGGCACUAUAAUUGAAGAGAAUUCGGAAUUUUACUGAAUAGGACUUCGUAGGAUAUAGCUACAGUUCACCUCAAAUUUUGCACAGUAUUGAGCAAGUUCGGAUUUCAAUAAAAUUCUCUCAUGCAUGCUUAUUAUAUGGUUGAAAGAGAUUGAAUAAUGCACUAUUAUUAAUUCCUCUCUCACGUUUCAUAGUUUAAAAAUAGCUGAUUAUAAUGUUUCCUUAUUUCCAAAGUGAAUGAAUUGUAUGUAACAUAAAUUUGCCAACUUAUAUAAGUAGUAUGUCUUAAUUUCAGGUUUCAAAAAGUACUUGAGAGCAAAUGCAGGAACAUCUCAUUUCUCUGACAUUAUUGGAAAUCGAUGCCUUCUAUACCCUUGCCAGGAAAACUACCAGUAUUAACUGGAAAGAAAUAUGACAUUCUAACAUUAGCUUCUUAGAAAUGUAGAAUCUUGCUCCUGCCCCCAGGUCUACUAAACAAACAUCCACAUUCUCACAAGACCCCAAGCUGGUUUGUAUGAAUAUUAAAUUUUGAGAAACAAUUAUCUACACAUUGAACUCUAGGUCUUACUCGUUGAAACACUAAAGCCAUUGUUUUUAGUAUAACAUUUUGGAUAGAAGUUAGAGUAAGCAUAUUAUAUUUUCCUAUUUGCUCAAUCAGAGAUCACUAAAUAUAAUUUAUUUUCCUGAUUUUUGAGGAUCAUCUGACCUAACAUCCCAUGAUAUUCUCUCUGCAAAGAGCUUUAUCUGGUUUUGUUUUUCUCCUUCUCCAAUUUCAGGCUGUGAUAUUUAAUGAAUUUUGUCACUGAGCCUCUCUCUAAAAUUUUUUCUCCAGUUUAUUUCUAAUUUCCUGGUGAGAAAGUUUGUGUCUCCAUUUGUUUUGCUUGUUAGUGAAAAAUUGUAAAGCCUGAGAUAGGGAUCAGGUAUGCAGAUUCAAAUGAAAGUUUGGAGAUUCUCAGAUGCUUUGGGGGAUCGCUACUGGUUUCUGAGCAUGGUUCGAGAAAUCCGAAAUUGGAAGAAGACUCAUGUCCCGAUAAUAUGAGAUGUCAUUGCACUUUACGAUUCAAGUUUUAUAAAGAAAUAGCAAAACAUCACAAGGUACUUAGCAGAUGGACAUUUUUCAGCAACUUCAAGUUGAUCAUUUCAGUAAAACCACUCAUGAAGUUAACCUGUCCCUAAGUGAAUGCAGUUAGUAUGAAGAUAAGCAGUCUUUACACAGAGCAACCAAAUCAAACAUUUGGUUGGUGUAUUUUGAGGUCAGGUAUACACGGCGGCAAGAACGUUAACACUAAAUACAUAAAUCUGGAAUGAUUGAAUAGUUACUUUGAUAGGACUGUCACUGUUCUGGAAAACUGACUCAGGAUUAAAAUCAUGGAAUCCAGGGGAGAUGUCCAAGUAGUUUAAACGUAAGAAUACUUGAUAUAAAGGAUGUUUCUAUGUAAAUGCUUAUAAAGAAAUCAAUGGUUAUUUUUUCCUAGAUAGGCACAGCAAUUGUUUGUUGUUGUUCUUAGUACCAGCUUUCAGUCAGGAAGAAAAACCCGCUAAUCCUAGCUGGUUAAGAUGAGAACAAGCUUAUAGGACUGGAACUGCGCUAAACCUGCGGGCUUGGGAAGGUCGCGUGGGUGUGAAGGGCAGGGGAAGAAGAAUGAAGGUCAACAUUUGUGACUCAAUGGCCAUCAGAUGGCGGACACUACCCUCUUGGCCCAGCCUUCUUCUUUUCAUUAAUUACAGACUGAGAGUUGUUACAGAAUCACAACUGUAGGUUGGCCAAAAGCACGCUUUUAAGUCCAGAAAAAAAGUUUGCCUUGAAUUUUACAUGUGAUAUGUCAUUUGUGUUAUGAGACCACAUUGUUUUUAGACCAUAUGGUUAACAGGGCUGUUGAAACAUGUUGUUUAUCCUAAGUGUGUCUUCCAAGUGCAAUAUGGUAGCCACUAUUAAACCACCAUUAAUUGCAUAUGUGUUUGAUAAAGCCGGGGGGGGGGGGGGAGGAAUACUGAUGCUUGAGGGAAGACAUUUUCUUUCUCUUAUUUCAUGAGUCUUGCUUUUUCUCUUGUUCUGCUUCACUUUCUGUAUGUAGUCUAUACGGUAAGUGGAGCUUAAGUACACCGCAUCCACUAAUUAGGAAAAUAGGCAGAAUGUGCUAAUAAUCUAUUCUCAGGGCGGAUGCCCACUGGUGCCUGUAAUAACACAGCAAUAGGCUGACAGAUAUGUUCAAAAUAAUACUGAGAACCUCGAUUUUUAUUGAUAGUUUCUCCCUCUUCUCAAGUGAUAAUGUGAAUUCCUUUGUUCUACUUUUUCUCUCUCUUGUUUUUGCAUUUGUAGACCUUGAUCUUUAUAAAAAUCUUUACUUUUUAUAUUGUUUUUUUUUUCACUGCAAUCUACUUUAAAUUUAUGGUAAGUUAAGCACAUGUACGGAAGGUUUGACCUUUGUCUAUAGUUUGGGAAAUUAUCAACACAGUCACUACUUUCCCAAUUUCUUUAUCCAAACACCUGUUUUUCCUUAACAAAUAUUAUGUUCCUGUCUGAAGAAUCUGAAUUAGAAAUUUUCAGUUAAAAUGCAUUGUUACUCACUACACAAUGUCUCAAAAAUAAAUUUCCAUUUGAAAA
This is a messenger RNA of Herpailurus yagouaroundi (jaguarundi), 9240 nucleotides long. RefSeq names its product protocadherin related 15 (gene PCDH15). Lineage: Eukaryota; Metazoa; Chordata; Mammalia; Carnivora; Felidae. The transcript is spliced from 39 exons. Gene Ontology annotation, molecular function: calcium ion binding. Gene Ontology annotation, cellular component: stereocilium; plasma membrane; cell-cell junction. The record is from RefSeq and is a predicted model, not a curated record. Bases 164 to 5326 code for a protein of 1720 amino acids. Gene Ontology annotation, biological process: homophilic cell-cell adhesion; inner ear development; sensory perception of sound.